AUGGCCACCGCCGCUAGAUUCUCCGAAAUCAGCAGCACAAGCGGUUUCUUCGCCGAGUCAUCUCCGCCGGAGGAAGUUUCGGCGCUGCAACUGCUCUCCAACAGCCUCGAGUCCGUGUUCCUUUCGCCGGAAACGUUCUACAGUGACGCCAAACUAGUUCUCUCCAGCGGCCGUGAGGUAUCUUUCCACCGCUGCGUUCUCUCGGCGAGAAUACCCAUCUUCAAGACGGCCUUAGCCACCGCCGUAAAGGGCAAAGAAUCCACCACCGUGAAGCUCGACCUGAAGGAGAUCGCUAGUGAUUACCAAGUCGGAUUCGAUUCAGUGGUGACUGUUUUGGCGUACGUCUACAGCGGCAGAGUGAGACAGCCGCCGAAAGGAGCUUCUGAUUGCGUAGACGACGGUUGCUGCCACGUGGCUUGCCGACCGGCGGUUGAUUUCAUGGUGGAGCUUCUCUAUUUGGCUUUCGUUUUCCAGAUUCCGGAGUUAGUUACUCUGUUUGAGAGGCAUUUCAUGGAUAUUGUACACAAAAUUGACAUACAAGACAUUUUGGUCAUAUUCAAGCUUGCUAAUAUCUGUGGUCAAGCAUACAAGAAGCUUUUCGAUAGAUGUAUAGAGAUUAUUGUCAAGUCUGAUAUAGAACUAGUUAGUCUUGACAAGUCUUUGCCCCAACACGUUGUUAAACAAAUCACCGAGAUCCGCAAACAGCUCGGUCUAGAGCUACCUGAACCGGAUAAACAUGUCACGAAUAUACACAAGGCACUCGACUCAGAUGAUGUUGAGCUUGUCAAGAUGCUUUUGACAGAGGGACACACCAAUCUAGAUGACGCGUAUGGUCUGCAUUAUGCUGUUGCGCAUUGCGAUGUGAAAACCGCAUCGGAUCUCAUAGACUUGGAGCUUGCGGAUGUCAAUUAUAGAAAUCCAAGAGGACACACGGUGCUUCAAGUUGCUGCGAUGCGGAACGAGCCAAAGCUGAUAGUAUAUCUAUUAACAAAAGGAGCAAAUGCAUCAGAGACAACAUUUGAUGGUAGAACCGCUCUCGUGAUUGCGAAACGACUCACUAAAGCGGCUGACUAUUAUACUAGUACAGAGCAAGGCAAACCUUCUCUGAAAGGCGGAUUGUGCAUAGAGAGGAAUAUUUUCCUCCGUUAUUUGCCAAUCGAAUUCCGUGAUGCUCUCAUGAUAACUACAUUCUGCUUUUCAGUUGCGUUGGCUCGAAUUCUCUUUCCACUGGAAGCACAAGUUGUAAUGGAUAUUACCAAACUGGAGGAAACAUGCGAGUUUACAGCUUCUAGUCUCGAGCCUGAUCAUCACACUGUUUCAAAGAGGACAUCACUGGACCUAAACAUGGCACCUUUUCUAAUCCAAGAGGAGCAUUUGUGUAGACUAGGAGCGCUUAUUAAAACUGUGAAACUGGGAAACCGCUACUUCCCACGAUGUUCGCUUGAUCACUUUAUGGACACCGAGGACUUGAAUCAUCUGGCUUGCGUAGAAGAAGACACUCCUGAGAAACGGCUACAGAAGAAGCGAAGGUACAUGGAACUACAAGAGAGUCUAAUGAAGACCUUUAGUGAGGACAAGGAGGAAUUUGGUAAGCCUUCCACAUCGAACUCAAUGAAGUCUAAUCGUAAACUCUCUCAUCGGCGCCUAAGGGUAGACAAACGAGAAUUCCAGACCUUGGGGAAACGGGAAAGGAGAUUCGGCAAUGACAAAUCAAUAAAUCAUAUCCCAUUAAACUCAGGCAUCAAAAGUGAUGUCUCAUAUCCAAAUUAA
Messenger RNA from Arabis nemorensis, 1770 nucleotides. The record is from the annotation of a GenBank genome assembly. Lineage: Eukaryota; Viridiplantae; Streptophyta; Magnoliopsida; Brassicales; Brassicaceae.